AUUUGCAGUUUUCCUAGAAAUGGUUCUUGAUUUUUCCUAGAUGUCUUAGUGGGCAUACAGAGUAUUUUACCCAUAUCACUCUAUACCUGAUCCCCAAGUAAUACAAUCCCCAGAUAAAAUCAGGGAUUACAUGAAAUACCUCGAUCAAGACUGUUAACACCAAAAAACUGAUUACUCCCUCUCCUCUCUGGCAUGUAUUUUUCUACGAAUUUUUCACUGGAUUAUUUAUUUACAUCUGAUUUUGUUGACGAAUAAUCCAUUACGUUGUAGUGGAAUAAAACAAUAAAACUAUACACUGUUUUUGUGUCUUUGUUGCACUCUUUCUCAUCGUUUCAUGCAUGUUAUACCCCGCAUGACCGCUAGGUGCUGCCUCCGUCGCGCUCUUUAUACGCAAUUGGAUGACGUGCGGCAGAAGAGGCGUGGCUCAAUAUGGGGAAAUUUGGAUUGCAGUUUAAAGCCACCUUGGAGAAUAUUACAAACGUGAGGCCGGUGGGAGAUGAUUUCCGAUGGUAUUUGAAGCUGAAGUGUGGGAAUUGUGGUGAGGUGUCGGAUAAAUGGCAGUACAUCACCUUACUGGACAGCAUGCCACUGAAAGGAGGACGAGGGAGUGCUAGCAUGGUGCAGAAGUGCAAACUGUGUUCUCGGGAAAACUCCAUAGAUAUCCUGAGGGACACAAUUACACCUUACAAUGCAGAAGACAGUGAAAGGUACAAGACUAUUGUCCAGUUUGAGUGUCGAGGCCUGGAACCAGUCGAUUUUCAACCUCAGGCUGGUUUUGCCGCCAGUGGAGCAGAAACAUCCACCCAGUUCCCUGAAAUCAACCUGCAAGAGAAGGACUGGACGGACUACGAUGAGAAGGCCAGUGAGUCUGUGGGGAUCUAUGAGGUCACACAUCAAUUCAUCAAGUGCUGAAAACGAAGAGGUGACUUGACAUGUGGUCAGAGGGCUAUUUAUCACAGUCUGGGUCUGUCAGGGAUCCCAAUAAACAACAUCAACAAUAACUGCUCUACCGGCUCCACAGCGCUGUUUAUGGCCUGUCAGCUCAUUCAGGGAAGUGUACUGUGCGAAGACUAAAGACUGUACUGUACUAAAGGGGAUGGAACAGGGGGAAACUUUUUUUUUGAGCAAUGUUGCUUGGACACUUUCUCAUUGAGAAUGGGCAACAAAUUUCUAUCUGGAAUAUAUUGAACAUUGCCCAGCAACACUGCGCCGUGUAUCAUCACCUUAAGACUUCAGACAUUUUUUUUAUUCUAAAUUAAACUUCAUGUUUUGCAAAACUAUGGCACUGAACACAGUUUUUUAUUGAAUAGUGAUAAUUUAAAUAAAAACAUUAUUAAUAAUUUAAAACAAUAACACACAC
Messenger RNA from Cyprinus carpio (common carp), 1360 nucleotides. RefSeq names its product CXXC motif containing zinc binding protein. The record is from RefSeq and is a predicted model, not a curated record. The transcript is spliced from 9 exons. Bases 430 to 912 code for a protein of 160 amino acids. Gene Ontology annotation, molecular function: zinc ion binding. Lineage: Eukaryota; Metazoa; Chordata; Actinopteri; Cypriniformes; Cyprinidae.